Magnusiomyces paraingens is the source of this 3771-nucleotide messenger RNA. RefSeq lists its product as uncharacterized. Lineage: Eukaryota; Fungi; Ascomycota; Dipodascomycetes; Dipodascales; Dipodascaceae. Gene Ontology annotation, molecular function: ATP hydrolysis activity; DNA binding; protein binding. The record is from RefSeq and is a predicted model, not a curated record. Gene Ontology annotation, biological process: sister chromatid cohesion. Gene Ontology annotation, cellular component: cohesin complex; nucleus; chromosome. The coding region runs from base 1 to 3771 and encodes 1256 amino acids. The transcript is spliced from 2 exons.
AUGGGCCGACUAAAAUCGAUUGAACUUUAUAAUUUUAAAUCAUAUAGCGAUACCGUUCGCGUUGAAUUUGGUAAUGCUUACUUUACAAGUAUUGUUGGGCCCAAUGGGUCUGGAAAAAGCAAUAUGAUGGAUGCUAUAUCAUUUGUUCUUGGAAUGAGAAGUAAUGUUUUAAGAAGUGGACAGCUUACGGAUCUCAUCUAUCGUGGUAGGGUUAUGAAAGAAAGUGAUGAAUCUUCUUUGAUCCCUUCAAAAGAAACGAAAAUGGAUCCGCGCACUGCAUAUGUAAUGGCCAUUUACGAAAGAGAUGAUAAAAGCAUCCUUAAGCUGAAACGAUCUAUUGGACACACAUCUGCAGGAAGCCAAUAUCGAAUCAAUAAUGAGCUUGUUUCCAUCCAAGAAUAUGAAUCAACGUUAGCAAAAGAAAAUAUUCUUAUUAAGGCCAAAAACUUUCUUGUUUUUCAAGGAGAUGUUGAGGCGAUUGCUUCACAAUCACCAAAGGACCUAUCUCGAAUGAUAGAACAAAUUUCUGGCUCCUUGAAAUAUAAAGCCGAUUAUGAGAGAAAAAAGGAAAUCAGAGAUUCAACCUCUAAUAUAAACUCUCUUUCACACCGAAAAAAGCGAUUAUUUAUUGCUGAAAUUAAACAAUAUCGAGUCCAAGCUGACGAGGCACGGAUUUUUGAAAAAAUGAUACACGAUAGGGAUGUUGUUGUUCUUAAGCAUUCUCUGUGGAAGUUAUAUCAUUUAGAAAAGACCGGUGAAGCAUCCGAAAUUGAACUUAACAGUCUUUUUUUACAAAUCAAUGAUAAAAGUCAUAAAGUUAAUGAACUUCAACUACUUUUUAAUACAAUUAACAAAAAAUUUGCAGUUUCUAAGUCUGAAGUUAUUGGGUUAGAACGGGAUACCAAAACGCAAGAAAAAAUUAUUCAAGAGAAAAAGAAUUAUUUAUUACCUGUUGAUGAAAAAAUCAAUAUGACUCAACAAAAUAUCAAAAAAAUAAAAGGUACAAUUGGUCAAUUAAAACCAAAUUUAACUCAUCAAUCUGAAACUAUUGAAACUCUUCAGAAAGAUAUGUCCAUUGUUGAAGAGGAAAAGGAAAAGUUUGAAAAUCAGUCUUCUCAAAUUAUUAGAACUGCCGGCCUAGAUCUUUCUGACGAUGAUAUUGAAGAAUACGAAAACCUUAAGUCGAAAUUUGCACAAGCUACUUCAGAUCGACAAUCUGAAAUUGAUGGAUUUAAAAGAAGACUGAAAACAGAAGAAGAAAAAGUUAAGACGUUAGAAUCAAAAUACAACCAGUUGAAGGUCCAGGAAGGUGUUCUUUCUAAAGAAGUAACAGAUUUGAGAAUCCGUCUACAAAGUCAUGAGUCACAGUCUGAAGAAUAUACUACAGAUCUUAAACUAAAAAAUAAGCUACUAAACGAUAUUGUUACUGAGAGGAGAAAUAAGCUUGCAAAAGAGCAUGAGCUUCAAGCUAAACUUCAGGAAGUCACUGAUUUUCUUGUCAGAUACAGUGUUAAUCACAGAGAAAAUGAGCGUGAUGCACGUAUGAAAGAUGAAGUAGCCACAAUGAAAAGAUGUAUUCCUGGUGUUAAAGGGUUUGUUUUUGAUCUUUGCCAACCCAAGCAAAGAAAAUAUGAUACUGCUAUUUCUACUGUUUUAGGGAAAAACUUCAAUUCUAUUGUCGUUGAUAGCUUUCAAACAGCUCAACAAUGCUUAAGUUAUAUCAAAGAAAGGCGUGUUGGAAUUGCAACAUUUAUUCCUCUUGAUAGUGUUGUAGUUCAGCCAAUUAAUAACAAACUGCGUGGAAUCUCAAAUAAGGUUCGGCUUGCAGUAGAUACUGUUGAUUAUGAUCCAGAAUUGGAUGCUGCUAUUAACUAUGUUUGCGGGAGCGCUGUUGUAUGUGAUGAUCUAAAUACUGCAAAGUAUGUUCGUUGGACUAAAAAUAUCGACGUUAAGGCCGUUACUCUUGAUGGGGCUGUAAUACAUAAGGCAGGGCUUAUGACUGGUGGUAGAGUUGAAAAUAAAAACUCACAGCAAUGGAACGACAAAGAAAUUUCUCGUGCAAAAAAAAAAAAAGAGGAAUAUCAGGCUCAAAUGCAUGAACUGAACAAGUCAAAGUUUGAUACUCAUGAAGAACAACUGCGCUCUGAUAUUGCGGGUUCGCGACUCAAACUUGAUGUUAUCACUGAAGAAAUAAGUAAUUUACAAGGUACCUUAAAAGGAAGAGAAGUUGAGUUGCAGCACAUUGUCAAAAGUUUGAAAGAUAUUGAGUUGCCCUUAGCUAACUCCAGAGAUAUUCUGUUUGAUACUAAAUCUCGUUACAAAACUCUGCAGUCUCUUGUCGAAAAAACUGAGGAUAGGAUUUUUGCCCAAUUUGUGGCUAAUAUUGGCGUUGAAAAUAUACGAGAAUAUCGUAAAGCUCAAAGUGGGUUUAUUACCGAAAUUUCUCAAAAACGUUUAGACUUUGUCAAUCAAAUUUCUCGUUUAAAUAACCAAAUCCAGUUCGAAAUCGCUCGCAGAGAUGAUACCCAAUCUAGAAUUGAUGUCUUAAAUGAAAAGCUCUCAAGAGAAAAUAAUAGACUUAUUGAGCUUGAAAAGGAGAAAGAAAUUCUUUCUAGACAGAUAAUGUCAGAAGUGUCCUUACUUGAAGAUGCCAAGCAAGACGUAAGUUCAAAACGGGAAGCUCUUGAGGAACUUUCACAUGAAAUAUCUGAUUGCCGUGGGAAGUUAAGUGCUAUUCAAAACGAGCAAGAUUUGGUUCAAAAGCAAAUAACAUUGAGACAAGAGGAGAUAUUCAAAAUUGCAAUGGGAAGAAUAAAAACUUUGAAAGAUUGCAAAAUCGAAGGUAUUGAAUUGCCUCUUUUAUCCGGCUCACUGAAUAUGAUAAAGAUGGAAGGAAGUCAUAAUGACGAAGAAAUCGAAGAAGAAUCGAUUAAUCCAGAAAAAGAUCAGCGUGAGAUCUUAAAAAGUAUUAUCAUUGAUUACUCUGGAUUAAGUGAUGACUUAAAAUUGAAUGACGAUGAAUCGGUAGGUGAGCAACUCGAGCGAGAUGUACAGUUGUUGACUAUAAAUCUUGAAAAGAUGGUUGUUAAUUCUAGAGCUCGAGACCGUUUGGAUGAAGCUGAGAAAAAACUUAGAGAGGUUGAUGAUGACGCUGAGAAAACAAGAUCUGAUCAUAAAAAAGCUAAAGAUGACUUUGAAAGUGUAAAACGUCGUCGGUAUGAGCUGUUCAAUCGAGCUUAUAAACAUAUAUCUAGUCAGAUUGACAAGAUAUAUAAAGAACUUACUAAAACCCCUACAUUUCCUCUUGGUGGCACUGCAACCUUAAGUUUAGAAGAUGAAGAUGAGCCUUACUUGGAUGGUGUCAAUUAUCACGCCAUGCCUCCUAUGAAGCGAUUUUGUGACAUGGAAUUGUUGAGCGGAGGAGAAAAAACAAUGGCUGCAUUGGCGUUACUGUUUGCUAUUCAUUCUUAUCAUCCUUCUCCUUUUUUUGUAUUAGAUGAAGUUGAUGCAGCAUUAGAUAAUGCUAAUGUUGGGAACAUUGCGCGAUAUAUUCAACGCCAUGCUGGUCCUGGCUUUCAGUUUAUUGUUAUCAGUUUGAAGAAUGGUCUCUUUGAAAAUUCACAAUCACUUGUUGGAAUUUAUCGGGACCAAGAUGAAAAUUCUUCACGUGCUCUUACAAUUGAUCUUCAAAUGUAUUCAUCUUCUAGCGUUGACUCUAAGAACCGAGGAAAUAACUCUAAUAGUGGGGAAACAAGUAUAGUUGUGGAGUAA